Molecule: messenger RNA, 1152 nt
Organism: Saccharomyces cerevisiae S288C
Lineage: Eukaryota; Fungi; Ascomycota; Saccharomycetes; Saccharomycetales; Saccharomycetaceae
Gene: COS7
Product: Cos7p
Exons: 1
Coding region: 1-1152 (383 amino acids)
Cellular component (GO): membrane
Source: RefSeq, marked reviewed
AUGAAAGAGAAUGAAGUCAAAGAUGAGAAAAGCGUAGAUGUGUUAUCCUUCAAACAGCUCGAAUCCCAAAAGAUUGUUCUACCUCAAGAUCUUUUCAGAAGCAGCUUUACCUGGUUUUGUUAUGAAAUUUACAAGUCCUUAGCGUUUCGCAUCUGGAUGCUAUUAUGGCUACCACUUAGCGUCUGGUGGAAACUUUCCAACAAUUGUAUUUACCCACUUAUAGUUUCACUUCUGGUCCUGUUUCUGGGACCAAUAUUUGUCCUUGUUAUUUGUGGACUUUCUCGUAAGCGUUCCUUAUCGAAACAACUCAUUCAGUUUUGCAAAGAGAUUACUGAAAACACACCAAGUUCUGAUCCUCAUGAUUGGGAAGUCGUUGUAGCAAAUCUAAAUUCGUACUUAUAUGAAAAUAAGGCUUGGAAUACUAAGAAUUUCUUUUUCAAUGCUACGGAUUGUGAGAAAAUGUUCAGAACAACUGUUCUUGAACCAUUUUCUUUGAAAAAAGAUAAAGCUGCCAAGGUUAAGUCAUUUAAGGAUUCUGUCCCUUAUAUCGAAGAGGCUUUGCAAGUGUAUGCUACAGGAUUUGACAAACAGUGGAAGUUGUUUAUUACUGAAAAAUCAUGGAGCCCUGUUGGCCUGGAAGACGUUCAGCUUCCCAAGGAUAUUCAUCGGUCCAAGCUUACUUGGUUUUUAAAGCGGAUUUUCACUAUUUACUCUCUACCAUUAUGGCUUGCUUUUUUGAACUGUAUCUGCGUGUCACAGCAUUUUUGCCUUGCAUUUCGUAUCUUGUGUCCUGGAUUGUUUUUCCUCAUGAUGGUGUGGCUUUUCCAAAAUAUGAGGACGACUGCUUUACUCGUGAAAAUGGAACACAAGAUGCAAUUCUUGUUGACUAUUAUAAAUGAGCAAGAAAGUGGUGCGAAUGGAUGGGACGAAAUUGCAAGGAAAAUGAAUAGGUACUUGUUUGAGAAAAAAGCCUGGAAGAAUGAAGAGUUUUUCUUCGACGGGAUUGACUGUGAAUGGUUUUUUAGCCACUUCUUCUACCGCCUUCUAUCUGCAAAGAAAUCUAUGUGGCUUUUACCAUUGAAUGUGGAACUAUGGCCAUAUAUUAAAGAAGCGCAAUUGUCCCGCAAUGAAGAGUCUUUAAUGAAGAAAUGA